This is a messenger RNA of Carassius gibelio (silver crucian carp), 1560 nucleotides long. RefSeq names its product XIAP-associated factor 1. The record is from RefSeq and is a predicted model, not a curated record. The transcript has 8 exons. Lineage: Eukaryota; Metazoa; Chordata; Actinopteri; Cypriniformes; Cyprinidae. The coding region runs from base 124 to 909 and encodes 261 amino acids. Gene Ontology annotation, molecular function: zinc ion binding.
AUUUCGUUUCGUUAGAUAAGACGUUUAGCAAUACGACGUGUUAUAAGUUUCGGUUCCACUUUCUGUUCAGGAUAAGUGAAAUUAAUAUCCCCAACACAGUAACCCACUUAUCUCACUCUAACUAUGGACGAAGAAGAGCUGGUUUUAUGUACUCACUGCAAAAAAGAGGUGGCCAAGGCCAACUACGACCUGCACGAACCACACUGUAAGAGGUUUCUGUGUAUAUGCCCUGACUGCGAUGAAACCGUGCCUCGAGAUCAACUGGAAGAGCAUAAAACCGAGCAGCACGCAGAGGUAAAAUGUAAGAUGUGCAACAAAAAGUUGGAGCGGAGGCAUCUGUUGGAUCAUGAGAAAGACGAGUGCUCCGAGAGGCCUCAGAUCUGUGAGUUUUGUCAGCUUGAGCUUCCUCUGAGCAGUCUAAAAGAGCACAAAGUGUCCUGUGGGAGUCGCACAGAACGCUGCUCUGACUGUGGCCAGUACGUUAAACUGAUGGAGCAGCUUGAUCACGCUCAGAUCUGCUCUGCUUCCACCCCCACAGCGUCAAAGAACCUGGUCUCUGAAGAUGAUACUGCAGACACAGAUGAGCUGACCAUGCUGCAAUGUCAGAAUUGUCUGAAAUACAUUCCCUCAGACACUCUGAAGAAGCACAAGCUUCUUUGCAAACAGUCCUUAAAGUUUGCAGAUGUUGAGGAUGAUGACUCUGAGGAUGAAAACCCCAAUGCUGGAAAUGCCAGAGCUGCAGAUUUCUCCUUCUCAUCAUUGCAAAAGAAGAAGAGAGAAACAGAAGACAGAAAAAUUGACCUGGAUAAGAUAAGCACCUGUCCGCUCUGUCAUCUGGCUCUCCCUGCAAAGACACUCGAAUGGCAUGAGACAAAAUGUGAAUUAUACAAACAUCUGAGCCUGGCAUGAUGGCUGGUGAAAGAAAAGCAAAAUGUGGUCGCUGGAAACUCCAAUCACCACAAUGCUUCUUAUAAAUUGCCAUUGUCUGCUUUUAAUUUGAAAAUAAUGUCUCUUUAAAAUUUAUCUUCAAAACUCUUAAAAAGUUUUAGACAUCCUGAGUGAGGGUACUUUAUGUGCAUACUUUAUUGUUUUAUUAAUUACUAUUAACCCUUUUUAUGAUGCAGUUGUUUGGCUCUUUCAAAAAUGUGUUUGUUUAAACGUUACUGCAAGUUAAAUCCUGACAAACCUCAGACCACAGUGAAAAAUAACGUUAACACAAGAUAAACAAACUAUGAGGGGCUUAAUAUAUUAUAGACUUUAAAUUAUUUCUCUCUCUGCCAAUACAUAUCUUAGUUUAAAAUAACUGAGAAUCCUGCAGACCAUCUAGUAUUACUCAGUUGGAUAUGUUUAACUACAUUGUAAAAUGUUGUUUACUGCUCUAUUGGUUCAUUUGUAAUUUAGUAGAAUAUUCCUAGGAUUUAUUAUUAGAAUUAAAUUUUGAUUUUCUUGGAAGUAAACUUAGUGCUCCUAGUAAUGAUGAAUCUAAUAAAAUGAAUUUUUGUGCAAAUGUAGUUUUUUUCAAAACCUGUUGGAAAUGAAAAUAAAAAAGCGCAAGAGUGA